UGCUUCGUAAAAAUUGUCGGUGCAGAAAACUCAACUGUUUUGUUUAUGUUGUUGUAUUACUCUUAGCAUUCUCAAUACUUUGGCUAACCCUAUAGCUACUUUUUAUGCCUGUGGUUUUGGUAGGCGUGUACCUCUCUUAGUAACGUGUUUAUGUAUCUAUUGAAAUGAUGAAUAACCAUAAGGAAGUAUUUAACUUGUUAGACGACAUCAGUGAUUUGUCAAGUGUAGAUGACCUGGAUCUACGACAAGCACCGCAUAAUGAAACUAAACUGCUAAAGAAGAAACCAAAUAGGAGGAAGAAAUUGAAGUCGGGUCGACAGACGAACAUCGACUACAGAUCUUCGUCGUGUUCGUCAUGGCGGUGCACGCAGGCCGUCGUGUUCGUAGUGCUUAUUGUCGGACUCGCCAUCUUGUCGUGGGUCACGCUGACGCUCUACAGACAAGUGAACGACCUUGCGAGCCGCUGCAGUCCGGCCGGUGGUUCGGAAUCCAUCGCCGAGCAGCUGCAGCUGUCGCAGGAUCGUCUCAGCGCUCUCGAGAAAUACUUGAAGGUCUACACGAUGGGACCGAAUGGCCUUGAUGAGCUACACGACAACCUCACGAUGGCAUACAUGCAGAUCAACGCGUUGAACGUGACUGUGAGUCAGCUCCAGCGAAACAUCACCUCCAGAAGCGCCUUUUCAUCCCUCGUUGACAACCCGGAGGAUUUGGUAGAAGGUAUAGGCCUAGUAGGAAGUCAGGUGCUGACUUUACAGGAGGAUUUGAUGGAACUUCAAGAUGCAGUGAAGAACUCUGCACAGCUCAAGUCGGAUGUUGAGACCAGAUUCAACCUAAUAACCAGUCAAUUAGAGAGGCUCAAUAGCAGUUACUACAAUAGUGAAAGCAAGCCACUCACACCAGCUCUCCCCCGCGGCUAUUCAGGAGAAGAGCUAGAGUUAUUAACUGAGAUGUUAAAUCUGAAUUUGUCAAUCGUUGAGAGAGAGCUAAUGAGUAUGAAUACUACACUAUGGGGACAAAUUGGGGAGAUGGGAGGAGACAUCGGUCUAAAUAAGGUGAACCUUCAGCAACUAUCAUCAGAUAUCGGUGAAUUAAAGCCUCAAAUUUCCAUUCUCAUGGCAGCUGCCAAUAAUUCAGAUGCUCAACAUAAGGAGGAUUCAGAAUUCGUCCUACAGUUGCUAGAUGACAUUGGGAAUAUCACAGACGAGGUUUCUUUAUUUAAGCAACAGAUGUCAAACAGUGGUGUGCUAAAGAGAGAUCAGUUAGAACCAAUUGUGCAGGAGAUCAUUGCCAACGUGACUAGAGACACAUCUGACCAGCUUGCGGUAUUUGAAAGUGCUCUUAACAAGUUACAAACUGAUGUUGCAGUGCAAGGAAAUAAUCUAACCAGACUUGAUGCACAUAUAACUGCAAUGCAAUCGUUUCUUAGCACCUUGACAGAUAUUUUCAGCGAUGAUUACGACGCCAUGGAAGCACCACCUGAUGAUGAACCAGAGGACACCGACAAGACGACGUCGGAACACUAACGAUGCUAGACAACUCUCCUUUAGAUAUGAACUGUAUUCGGCCGUUUAUUAUGUACAGUAUUGUUAUAGAUUAUAUGUGUUGUGUACGUGCAUCUGUGUGUGUGCGUGCGUGCGUGUGCGUGUGUUUGUGCGUGCGUGCGUGCGUUUGUGCGUGCGUGCGUGCGUGCGUGCGUGUGUGUGUGUGCGUGUGCGUGUGUGUGUGCGUGUGUGUGUAUGUGCAUCUGUGUGUGCGUACAUGCGUGCGUGCGAACGUGCGGGCUUGCGUGUGCGGGAAUUUGGGUGGGGAGAGAGUUUGUAUGGAUGUUGGAUGUGCAUGCUUAUAUCAAAGUCUACGCUUCUGUAUGAACAGUAUACAUUAUGAAGAUUGAGAUGCAUCUAUUAAGGUCUGGCCGUAUCUCAUACAUGUCGAACAAACGUGCGUGUACUGCUCGUGGUCUGAUUGACUGGAUCUCUGAAUACUUGCCUCAAAGCAAGAUGAGACGUGUGAACAUGUUGGCUAUAUUUUCGUCGAGUGUGGAGCAGCCUCUUUGGACGUGUACGACAAUAGACACAACUUUGGAACCAAUACUUUACCCGAUUGUGCGGAGAACGAUCACUGCUCUUACAGCAGUGUUUCAUAGUAGUUGUCAUAUAAACGCCCUCGCUCGUCUAGUUACCAAAACCGUACGACGCUAGCUGGUUGCUGAAACCAAUAGCGAGGGGGUGACUCAUCCAGCGUUGACCGCUAUAGUUGCGGCGAUAUAUUGCGGCUGUCAUGUGAAGCAGCGUAGGCCAUAAACUGGCGUGUUCGGCCGCUGUUGUCUUGUCGCAUGAGUCACGCGCGGCGGCGGCGUCGUAAAGAAGACGUUGAUCGUGCACAGCUUGUUAGCCCCACACAUAAACCUCCCGCGACAAGCCCUUAACGUGAAAUGGGACCAGUCGAGUGCUAAGUCGCGUGGAAACUGGCUAGCACCGUUCCCUUAUACUGUGAUCGCUCGUACUAGUUAUAUAUAUAUAUACGCCUAUACCGUGGCAGGUGGGCGGAUAGUUUAGAUCGCGCGGGUUAAUGUUUUAUAUGAUUAUAUCAACUGCUCCGGUCGUAAUAUUUGUGCAAGUAUGUGUGCGUGCGUGCGUGCGUGCGUGCGUGCGUGCGUGCGUGCGUGCGUGCGUGCGUGCGUGCAUGUGUGCUUACGUGCGUGUGUGUG
Molecule: messenger RNA, 2707 nt
Organism: Priapulus caudatus
Lineage: Eukaryota; Metazoa; Priapulida; Priapulimorpha; Priapulimorphida; Priapulidae
Exons: 12
Coding region: 165-1523 (452 amino acids)
Source: RefSeq, a predicted model, not a curated record